UUCAUGUAGUACUGUGUGAAAUCAAACAAAAAGUUGUGUGUUUUUUAUUGUUUAUUAGUCUCUUCUGCUCCUUAAUUAUUUUCUUUACAAGAAAUGGCUACUGGAAUGCUUCAUGCAGAAAUAGAUGUCAAAUCUCAUGCAGAUAAGUUUUGGGCAUCCCUUAAGGAUUUCAUCCAUAUUUACCCAAAGGCCUUCCCUCAUAAUUACGAAAGCGUUGAAGUUUUGGAAGGUGAUGGCAUUCAGCCUGGUUCUGUGAGACUCGUUAAAUAUGGCGAAGGUUCUUUGAUAGUAAAAGUUUCGAAGGAAAAGGUCGAGGUUGUUGAUGAUCCCAAGAAGAUAUUUGGUUUUAGUGUGAUAGAUGGAGAUCUGCUAAAGUACUACAAAAGUUUCAAGUCCAGCGUUCAAGUGGUUCCCAAGGAUGAAGGAAGUUUACUGAAAUGGAGCUGUGAGUAUGAGAAGACUGCUGAUGAUAUUCCUGACCCAACAGUCGUCAAGGAUUUUGCUGUUAAGAGCUUCAAAGAGCUGGAUGACUACAUUGCCAACCAGGCAUAGAAUAAUCACUAGCUAGCUACCAGUACUAUAUAUAUAUAUAUAUAUCAUAUCACCAUGUAUGUAUGUGGGACUUUGAAUAAAUUAAAGUACUAUAGCGAUGGUCUAUUUUAUUAAUUAGUAUCGUCAUCGUUCACCAUCUAUGUAUGGAAUUAAGAUGAUCGAUUAUGGUAAUAUAAUAAUAAUAAUUUUGUAUGAGGCGUUACUGGUUUUGAUUAUAUAAUCUUUUUAUGCUUA
Messenger RNA from Humulus lupulus (European hop), 786 nucleotides. Its product is annotated as MLP-like protein 423. Gene Ontology annotation, molecular function: protein phosphatase inhibitor activity; signaling receptor activity; abscisic acid binding. The transcript is spliced from 2 exons. The record is from RefSeq and is a predicted model, not a curated record. Gene Ontology annotation, biological process: defense response; abscisic acid-activated signaling pathway. Bases 94 to 552 code for a protein of 152 amino acids. NCBI's taxonomy places the organism in Eukaryota, Viridiplantae, Streptophyta, Magnoliopsida, Rosales, Cannabaceae.